UUCUUAGUUUACUAUGGUACAAGUUACUUAAUGUCAUGUUGCAUGGCACGCGACGUGAAGUCGCACUCUGCUUUACUCUGCUGAUAUUUGUUGUAACUGUGACAAUUUAUCUUACUGUCUUUUCUCUACAUGGAUCAAGUGCAGCCAUCAAGAUUCAACUUAAAGCAAAAUUGUCCGAAGCGUUUAGACCAGAAGAAGAGUUGAAUGAUUUUCCAACACGACGUCUUGUAACUUCCAUUCCACAAAAUGAGUUUUCGAUCAAUCAGACUGUGAAAUAUGCAUCUGAUGGAGGUUUACCUGUAAAUGCAGGAGAGGUAUUGUCAGACAGUCAACGUCAGUAUCACAAGCAACAACAAAUCAAACAUGCAUUCAAUGUGUUGAUAAGUGAUCGGAUUGGUCCUGUUGCAAGACCUGUUCCUGAUACAAGACAUGAAAUAUGUCAUAAGAAAUCAUACUCCAAUAUCAGUGUCUCAGCAUCAGUUAUUGUUUGUUUUCAUAAAGAAGCAUUCUCAGCAUUAGUUCGUACUGUUGCAUCUGUGAUUGAAAGAACUCCACCACAACUUUUGCAAGAGUUAAUAUUGGUUGAUGACUUUAGUGAUAACGAAGAAGAAAAUGAAAAGCUUGUUUCAUAUUUGGAACAACACUACCCAUAUGGUAAAGUAAGAGUUAUCCAUGCAGAAGCAAGGUUGGGACUGAUUGGAGCAAGGCUGAUGGGAGCAAAAGAGGCCAGUGGUGAUGUGCUGGUGUUCCUGGAUUCUCACUGUGAACCCAAUGUUGGUUGGAUUGAGCCAUUAUUGGACAUUGUGCAAAUGAACAGAUCCACUGUUGUCUGUCCUGUAGUAGAUAUUAUUAAUUCCAUGACGAUGUCAUAUAUCGCAUCACCUGUUUUACGCGGUGGUUUCAACUGGGGUCUACAUUUUUCUUGGGAAGAUUUACCCUAUAUGGUUGAAGAUCCAUCAGAGCCCUUUGCUUCCCCUACCAUGGCUGGAGGAUUGUUUGCAAUUAAUAGAAUGUAUUUUAAAGAGAUUGGUUAUUAUGAUGAAGAUAUGAAAGAAUGGGGAGGAGAAAAUCUGGAAUUGUCGUUUCGGUUAUGGAUGUGUGGUGGAAGAUUAUUAAUAGCUCCCUGUUCUAGAGUUGGACAUAUAUUUCGAAGACGACGUCCAAACUCUAUACAAGAAGUUGAUAAUCCGACAAGAAACGCUGCUCGUGUCGCAGCAGUUUGGCUCGAUAAUCACAAAACAAAUUUCCUUGAGAAGAGAACAACAGCAAAAACACUGGAUUAUGGUGAUAUUUCUUCACGAGUGAAAUUGAGGAAGGAUUUAAAAUGCCACGACUUUGACUGGUAUCUCAAUAAUAUAUACCCUGAGAUAGAAAUACCCGGUAUAAGAAAGAGCAAAAUCAAAUACUAUCGGCCUACAUCAAUGGACGAAUGGAAAAAUAUCAAGCGAGGCCACAUUAAAGUCACUGAUCUUGAUUUAUGUCUCCAAAGCGAUGAGGAGAAAGGAUCGCUAAUAGUUGCGACAAAAUGUGAUCCAACUUCUUCAUCUCAGUUAUGGAGAAUGUCAGGAAUGGGUGAAAUAAAAUUUGGAAGUGAAUCAAGAUUAUGUAUGGAUGCUGGAAGUUCUGAAAACCCGAGGUUAAUGAAAUGCAACGGAGAGGAAGGAACGCAGAGUUGGAGUUUCUUUCCUAGAUAUUUCCAGGAUAACUUCUCAAAACAUGGUGAGACAACCGGUAGAUUGUACAGCGCUUCAGAAGGUCUCUGCCUACAAUUAAGUGGAGGAGAUUUGAAAGAAGAAGAAUAUGAACUUAUUAUGCAAAUAUGCAGCAGUCCGUCGGUACAAACCUUUACAAUGCAAACAUAAUCUAACAUGAUACAAAAGUACUUUGGAAAGAUACAAAAUAUAUAUUAUAUCGUGAUUUUAACAUACAAACAAGCAAAGCAUUUUCCACCCUGCACUUACCUGAUUUCCAUGUCAUUGAUCCCCACUAUCUUGGAAAUAGUCUUUGUUUGUGAUUCAUCGAGGUGAUGUGUACUUUAUAUCAUUCAACAUACAUAUUGGUUACUCUCUUUCAUUCUUGUAUAUUCAACUCUGGGAUUUUGAAAUAUUUGGAUAUCUAUCAAAAGUUUCUAAUUAUUUUGUUCGUCGUGUUAUAUUACAUUUAUAACAUACGGGAUUCUUUCGUUUGUUGACUUUCUUUUCAAAAUUGGUUUUUAAUUGUAUUGAAAGAUUGUUAUGCAUUUUUAUAUAGAUUUGGAAUCUUUUGGUAGAAAACCCUCUGCAUGAAUUUUAAAUUAUACCCGAAGCAAAACAUAGCUAAUUAAACCAUUUACCUAUAAUCAUAUAUCCACUUCAUUGCGUAACAUAACAAAUUCAAUUUAUCUAUAAACAAUAUGCCUGAAACCAAUAAGAGGUUACACGAAAGGUUUUCAUGCAAAACUAUUAGAAGUAUGAAUUUUUCAAAAUGUAGUGUUUAGUUUUGAUGACACAAUGAUAAAAUAGAAGUCAGUGAUUUCAAUGUUGAAUUACGUCUAUAACAGAUAGGUAAUUCAAUGUGAUACAGUGUGUGAACCAAUAAAAUAUUGAAAUUUCACAGAAAUUUAAUAGUUGUCAUGGAGUGAUUUCAUGCAAUCCUUGUUCAGAGGCAUUUGUUUCUGUAAUUUAAAUUUUUCAGUAUAAUUUUGUUAUAAAACUUCAAUUUUUUUCUUGGCUUUAUUUGAAAUUGCUUCUGCUAAAACAGUAACUUUGUUUGAUAUGUCUUGUUGGCCGGCAUUACUGCCACCUUUUUUAUGUAUUUGUUGAAUAUGUGGGUAUUUUGUCAUACCUUCCUCUUUUACAACAUAUAUUUUCCCAGUAUAAUUGUUUUUGUAUGUUGGAACAGUCUUAUGAAGUGCCCACUCAUGAUCCUAUCGCUAUUGAUUGAUAUUAAUCCAUACCGUAAGCUAAAAUUUUAUCAUUAUCUUGAUUCAGCACUGUGAAAUGAUCUUUUUGUAGCAUUUGAUGAUUUUUUUAUAUAAGUUUCAUCAAGAUUGUGACAGUCACUGGGAUGUCUUGCCUUAGCAUCCUUUUCUCCUAUACUCAUGAGAUAAAAUGGUAUAUCUUACACGACAUGGCCGGAUGUUAUGAUUUCAUUUUUUUUUGUGGUAUUUAUGAUUAUAGAGAGCUAAGUAAUCCUGCAA
Molecule: messenger RNA, 3178 nt
Organism: Styela clava
Lineage: Eukaryota; Metazoa; Chordata; Ascidiacea; Stolidobranchia; Styelidae
Source: RefSeq, a predicted model, not a curated record